UGUCACAUUGAAUGGUUUAAAUUUUCAUCAGUCAUGCUUCUAAUAAUAAAUCGUGGUUGUUUAACCAAAUACUGUUCCAUACUGAGGAGUAGUUCGUUUUGUACCUCUUCAUGCACUCGUCAAGUAAAGGAUGGACCAACCAAGGCAAUGUAUGAUAGAAUGAUCAGAGUCGAUCAUGCAGGGGAACUUGGUGCCAAUCGAAUAUAUGCUGGACAGCUGGCUAUUUUACGUAAAACUGAUGUUGGCCCAAUCAUUGAAGAAAUGUGGGAACAAGAAAAAGUUCAUUUAGCAAAAUUUAAUGAACUUAUACCUAAGCAUAGAGUGCGUCCCACUGUAUUAACUCCAGUAUGGAAUGUCGCAGGAUGGGUACUAGGUGCUGGAACUGCUCUUAUGGGAAAAGAAGCUGCAAUGGCUUGCACUGUAGCUGUUGAAGAAACUAUUACGGAACAUUAUAAUGAUCAACUUCGAGAACUUUUAGCAAGGGAGGAUUCCUCGGAGCAUCAAGAACUUCUUGAUACAAUCAAACAAUUUCGUGAUGAGGAAAUGGAACACCAUGAUAUAGGAAUUGACCAUGAUGCACUAAAUGCACCUUUUUAUUCAGUUUUGAAAAAUGUAAUACAAGCGGGAUGCAAGGUUGCAAUAUUUGCAUCUGAAAGAAUUUGACAUCCGUAAAUGGAGCUUUGAACUUAUAGAAAAUCAAAAGCGAUAAUUUAUUUUUUUCGACUGCCUCCAUACUAUAUUCCAGACCAAAACUGAAUUAUUUUUCAAUUCCGUAAAUUCACAAAUAGUCAAAUACAUCGAAAAACACUGUGCAAGUUACUAAUCAAUUAUUCAGUUACCAAUCUUGGAUGCAUGGCAUAAUAGUUAAUGUUCUUUUUCUAAAGUGAUGCCAAUAGUGAAAUACCUGAGCGGAAAUUCUACGAAGUUGCGAUGGUUUUGCUAUUAGUUAUUGAAACCUAAUGUUUAUAAUGUGACCAAGCUCGCAAUUUUAAUACAGGUAAUACUUACCAUAAUUGUAACCCUUUUCGAUAAAAACAAACAGGAAAAGCAAUUUAACUUUUUUGUCUUUAUUCAAGGAUGUUCCCUCAACAAUCAUGUAGUUAAUAAAUAUGUUUUGAGAGUGCGAGGAAUGGUAAAAAAUUUGAUAUAUAAUAUUUGAAGCUGAUAAAAUCAUGCUUCUAUACAUCCAACAAAGUUAUAUACUCAGUUGGCAGUUGGCGCAUUACAAAUAAUGUAAUACUGGUAUUCAAAUCUACUUCAAUUAUUUUAUUAAUUAAUAUAGUUUCUCGAUGUGAAGUAACACUGCGAUCACUUUUAUAAAUGUGAAGUAACACUCCGAUCACUUUUAUAGUUUCCUUUGCUUUCAUUUUUAG
Styela clava is the source of this 1373-nucleotide messenger RNA. Its product is annotated as NADPH-dependent 3-demethoxyubiquinone 3-hydroxylase, mitochondrial-like. The record is from RefSeq and is a predicted model, not a curated record. Gene Ontology annotation, cellular component: mitochondrial inner membrane. Lineage: Eukaryota; Metazoa; Chordata; Ascidiacea; Stolidobranchia; Styelidae. Gene Ontology annotation, molecular function: 3-demethoxyubiquinol 3-hydroxylase activity. Gene Ontology annotation, biological process: ubiquinone biosynthetic process.